Messenger RNA from Pollicipes pollicipes, 804 nucleotides. Its product is annotated as feline leukemia virus subgroup C receptor-related protein 2-like. Gene Ontology annotation, molecular function: heme binding; heme transmembrane transporter activity. Gene Ontology annotation, biological process: heme export; transmembrane transport. Lineage: Eukaryota; Metazoa; Arthropoda; Thecostraca; Pollicipedomorpha; Pollicipedidae. The record is from RefSeq and is a predicted model, not a curated record. The transcript has 5 exons. The annotation marks the transcript as partial. Gene Ontology annotation, cellular component: membrane.
ACAGCCUACAACUGCAAGCUGUACAAGCGACGCUGGCCCAUACUGCUCCUCUUCGUGCUGUACUCGACCUCCAACGCCUUCCAGUGGAUCCAGUACUCCAUCAUCAACAAUGUCAUCGUCCGCUACUACGACGUGACGUCGUUUUCCGUAGAUUGGACGUCGAUGAUCUACAUGGUGUUGUACAUUCCACUCAUCUUUCCAGCCGCGUGGAUCCUCGACAAAAAGGGCCUGCGUGUAGCUGUCAUGCUGGGUUCCUUCGGCACCAUGCUGGGGUCCUGGAUUAAAGUGGGCAGCCUCUCGCCCGACCGCUUCUACGUCACCUUUAUCGGCCAGACGGUGUCGGCCGCAUCUCAGAUCUUCAUCCUCGGCAUCCCGGCCAAGCUGGCUGCCGUGUGGUUCGGACCCGGCCAGGUGUCUUCUGCCUGCGCUAUUGGUGUCUUCGGGAAUCAGCUGGGAUGUGCCCUCGGCUUUCUGGUGCCACCCUCGAUCGUCAAGAACAGAGCGAACCUGGACGACAUCACCCACGACCUCUCCAUCAUGUUCUACGGCCAGGCGGCGAUCACCACGGUGUUAUUCCUCACCAUCGCGUUUGUGUUCCAGAACGAGCCGAAGCUGCCGCCGUCGCCGGCGCAGGCCGCGCUGCGCCAGGCCGAGCCCGAACAUUAUCUUCUCAGCAUCGUGCGCCUGCUGAAGAACCGGCACUACAUUCUGCUGCUCGUCACUUACGGCAUGAACGUCGGCGUGUUCUACGCCAUCUCCACACUGCUCAACCAGGUCGUGCUCAUCUAUUACCCCGGACUGUAG